AUGGCCACCCCCAGUGUCCUGACUUUUGACGCUGAGGGUCGCGCCAUUGACUUUGCAGUCUGGAUUGAGGACCUGCAGCUGUACUUACUGUGCGAUGCGAUCGAUGAGGUUUCUCUCUUUGACGUUGUCUCUGGCGCUGUCCCUGCCCCUCCUGCUGAUGCUGACCCCACUGUUCGCUCCAAGUGGGCCACACGCGAUGCUGCUGCACGUCUUGCUGUGCAUCGCCACCUCCCUUCCUCCGAGCGUGCACACUUUAGUCAGUGCAAGACCGCUCAGGCCUUGUACGACGCUGUAGUUGCGCGCUACUCCUCCCCUUCCACUGCAACACUGAGCCGCCUCAUGCUACCGUACCUCUUCCCUGAACUUGCUGCCUUUCCCACAGUCACUGACCUCUUUACCCACCUUCGCGCAAGUGACACUCGCUACCGAGCUGCGCUUCCUGCUGCCUUCCUCGCCGAAAACCCCCCUCCCAUGUACAUCACCCUCUACUUUCUAGUCACCCGUCUCCCUGAGUCCAUUCGUGCUGUUAGGGACCAGAUUCUCUCUGUCUGUCCCACCACCCUCACUGUCGACCUCCUUGAGAAGUCCCUGCUAGCAGCCGAGAAGAGCAUAGUCGCUGUAGGGGCCUCUCGUGGUGACCCGCGCACCCCCAUCUUUGAGGGGUGUUCUCCUUCCCCCCUGCUACCCUCUAUCGCCUCUGCUGCUGCGGCCGACCUCGUUGGUUUAGAGUCGGUCGGUGCGGCGUCUGCCCCCAACGGUAGGCGCCGCUCUAGGAGGAGCAAGGGGGGCAAGGGAGCGGGUGGAGCUAGCGGGGGCGGUGGCGGAGGAGGUGGGGGCGGCGGGGGGAGUGGGGGUGGCGGUGGGGGUGGAGGCAGGAGUGGAGGUACUGGUGGCGGCGGUGGAGGCAGAGGUGGCGGCGGAGGUGGUGGCGGAGGAGGCAGUGAGAGCGGCGGGGGCGAGGGUGGCGGUGGCGGCGGUGGCGGCGGAGGCGGGGGUGGCGGUGGUGGAGGUGGUCGGAGUGGCUCGUCCCAGAGGAGCGGCACUGGGGGUGGUCAGCGCCAGCAGCAGCAGCAGCAGCAGCAGCAGCACUCUCGCGACGUCCCCGCCCCUCAGCAGCUCCGUGAGUGCUGUGCUUGA
Messenger RNA from Closterium sp. NIES-65, 1137 nucleotides. Lineage: Eukaryota; Viridiplantae; Streptophyta; Zygnematophyceae; Desmidiales; Closteriaceae. The record is from the annotation of a GenBank genome assembly.